GCUAAUACCUACUUCCUCAGCAACAUCUGAGCAAAGUCCCAGCAGGUUUCCAUUCUAUAUCGAAAUGGCGGCAGUUCCUGGGCAGCUGGUGUGGGAGAUUGUGAAGAAGAACAAUCGUUUCUUGGUCAAGGAGUUCGGUAAUGGCACCGUUGGCGUUGUCUUCUGCAGGGAACCAAACAAUCUCUACAAUCCUCACUCUUACAAGCACUCUGGGUUAGCAAACAAGAAAACUGUGACAAUUCAAGGGGGGAAAGAUCAAACUGUGCUCCUGGCCACAACCAAGACCAAGAAGCAAAAAAAAACCUGCUAAUUUGCUAAACAAAUCUGUCAUAAAGAAGGAAUUCCACCGCAUGGCCAAGGCUGGCACCAACCAGGUUGCUGACAACUACUACAGACCGGACUUGAAGAAAGCAGCUUUGGCAAGGUUGAGUGCCGUUAACAGAAGCCUUAAGGUUGCCAAAUCCGGCCCCAAGAAGAAGAAUAGGCAGGCCUGAGCACAUAAGCAUUUAUGUCUCUUUUUUGUCUAGACAAUCUUGAGUUCUGUUUAAAUUGUGCCUCUUCAUUAUUCUAUUUAAAAAGCAAUUUGAUGUCUCAAUUCUCUUUAUCUCAAACAAAAAGCGUCCUUCUAGUUUACCCUUUGCAAUGUUGGUUUAUGCUUGAGUGACUUUUA
Molecule: messenger RNA, 670 nt
Organism: Cuscuta epithymum
Lineage: Eukaryota; Viridiplantae; Streptophyta; Magnoliopsida; Solanales; Convolvulaceae
Source: the annotation of a GenBank genome assembly